AAAAAUUACAUCGGCAUACGUAGGUAGAGGUGUAAUCCGUUCAAAUUCGGAUGAAUAUUCUUCAAUCCUUAUCCCAACUCACAUACAGAUUGAACGAAUUACACAAGAAAAAUCCGGAUUAUACGGAUUACAAGAAAAUCCGGAUUUUGAACGAUAUUCGGAUUGCAGAUCAACAGACCACAUCUCUAUAC
Messenger RNA from Cetraspora pellucida, 191 nucleotides. Lineage: Eukaryota; Fungi; Glomeromycota; Glomeromycetes; Diversisporales; Gigasporaceae. The record is from the annotation of a GenBank genome assembly.